GUUACAAUACACGACAUGCCAUAAAGGGCAACACAUUUACUUAAGGUAUGAGGGUGACUCCCAGUUCCCCUGGAGUACGCAGUACGGCGUUUUACGCAACCUCGUGUAGUACAAUGUGUUGACAUCAUUGGUCCUUGGUGUUUUGGUUGUCUACAGCCAUGUAUAACAUGACGACGACUUUGACCUCCCUAGCCUAAUUUAGCGUUGGCGUCAGCACGCAGAUCAAAACGGCCUGAAAAAAUGCCUACGGACACCGUGAACAUCCAGGCACAGGUGGAGUCCGUGUUGAGUGCGCUGGUCAAAGUGGCAACGGUGGAGUUGGCCAAAUUGUUCGAGAGCAGAUCGCAAGCAUCGGUUGCUGCCGUGCUAGUGGGCCACGCUGCCGAAGCCAAAGGGAGCGAGUCUCCGGAUGAAUUACCGUGUGGAGAGAGAACGCGCAGCAUCGGGGUGCAAGUGGACCAAGAUUUUGAGCCAGCGCUCAGGCUCCACAAUGGCGAUUGUUCGAGAAAAGGCGAAAAGCAGCUGGAGGUGGAGGGCUGCCGCAACCUUCUUCCCGGAGAUGAUCCACAAGUCGAGCAGGCACUGGAAGAGUCUGUUGACGAGGCAGAGUUGUGCACCCUCAAAACAGAUUGCAGGCCACAGACCGAGGUCACUUUGGAUGAUCAAAGGUGCGGGCUGAGACAAAGUCCACCAGCUAAACAGAACCCGUCUGCAGUUCAAUACGAUCCGCACGACGACAUCUCGUUGAUUUGUCAGCCGGACACCUCCAAUAAUCUUGUUAAGGAAGAGCCUCCCCAAACCUGUGCCAGCACGGCCAAGGGGAGAGCCUACAGCCCGUCCAUUUGCGAUGGAGCAGUGACACCGUCACCGGUUGGCCUUUGGGAACAUGUGUCCACCCCAAAAGAGACGAAAACCCCCCUCCAGAUGAAGCUGAAACUCUCCUCGCUGGAUCAAAAGCUGAGGAGGAGCGCGUGUGUGGUGCCACUAGUCAACGUGCUCACUGCCGCAGAGUUGGAGUCGAAGAUUCAGGAGAGAGGUAGUGGCGGUAAAAAGAGGUGGUCCGUCCCUAAAGAUUUGCGCCGCCACCAAGGCAUACACACGGGUCACCGUCUCUGCUGCUUCACACCGUGUGAAGACGGUAUUUGGCGAUUACGAAACAGCAUUGGCCGCUCCCGCAACGGCUACGCCUGCGGAGCCUGUGGCGAAAUAUUCAAACGGCGCAAAAUUCUCCGCCGGCACGAGCGCUUCCACACCGGUGAAAAGCCGUACUCGUGUUCCAAGUGUCCCAAGACCUUCGCGCUCAGAAAGAACCUCCGUCACCACAUGAGGUUCCACACGGGGGAGAGGCCGCACCGAUGCACGCAUUGUGACAAAAGCUUCCGGUUGCGGGAAAAUCUCAAAGCUCACCUGAGAUUUCACACCGGGGAGAAGCCAUAUCAAUGCACUUUGUGUGGAAAGAUGUUCAGGAUCCAGGGGAACCUGGAGAGACACAAACUCACCCCGUGUGGAAUCUUUGCGCCGUCGUUUCGGACCAUCGCUGGGAUGUAGCUGGCACUCCACUGAACUACCCGUCAAGGCUGCCGUUUUUUUUUCAUAGCAUGGUUCAGGAAGGUGACUGGGAUGGCGAAGGUAAAAUAAGGAUUUUGGGGGAAAUACUCCAUUAUGAAACUUUUCAUGGGAAUUAAUUCAACUUCAUUUUGUUCUGCAAACCUGGCAUACCACUGUACUAUUAGAAAUGUGGUUGUUUUAGACCUUGAUGAUGCACAAAUACAGUAUGGAUUCCCUGUUAAUUGGCUGCCAUUGACUGCUGUUGAAUUCAAAUACCCAUGUGAACACGAAGACCUGGCGCAAAUGCGUAUAGAAGGAAUAUUCGCGCCUGCAAAUUCCUGAUGAUUCCCUUUUGAAAGUUUCCAACUUUGCAGUUGAAAUGUUGCAUUCCUGAUGGCAAUGAUGUAGAAAGGAAAUAUUAAAAGGGCUUUUCAGGGCUACUUGUACCGUUAGCUACCUCAGACUGCAAACACCAUGAAAAUUCCAUUAGUGUUUUUUUGUUUUUUUUUUUUUUUUUUGGGGGGGGGUAAAUAAAACUGAUGUUCUCAUUUUUUAUGAUUACAGUAUAUGGUAUUUUUAUGGCUAGAUUGAGCCCUCAGGUUCUACUCCAAAUGCCAGUACACGAGGAUUUCCAAGUCAUAGAUUUAACUGACACGUCUGAUAAUCCCUUGUUUUUGUAUGUGGUGGAUAAAAAAAAUGUGGACCUUAAUACUCGGCAGCUACUGGUCAGAUGACGCCAAACAUAAGGUGCGCCUUCACUAUCUGUUGAUCCAAUACAAACAGUGAGCAAUGCUGUUGCACUGUCAUAUUCUCGUUCACUAAAACGUGUCCGAGUGUGAUGCAAUCACUCACAAUAAGCAGGUUUACAUAUUACCACAUUUUUAUGUCGUACCGGUAGCAGAGCACAUGUUCCUCAUGUUUAUACAUAUAUAUGAGAGAGAGAGAUUUGGGGGGGGGGCUUUCUUGUUUACUUUAUUUUGUGGUGACUCUUUAGUGAAUGUGCUAUGCCUUUAUGGUACGCAAAAGCCUGUUGGAACCAAAAGUUGUGUAUAUACUCAAAAGGCUCUUUGUGUUACUUUUUUCAAAAUGAAAACCCUUUAUUUCAUAGUUUUGUCAUGAUUACUGAAUAUCUGGGGUGGUCUUUCUAUCCUUGAGUCAAAGAAUAAAAAAACUACUGACUUUGUA
Molecule: messenger RNA, 2733 nt
Organism: Syngnathoides biaculeatus (alligator pipefish)
Lineage: Eukaryota; Metazoa; Chordata; Actinopteri; Syngnathiformes; Syngnathidae
Exons: 5
Coding region: 241-1548 (435 amino acids)
Biological process (GO): regulation of transcription by RNA polymerase II
Molecular function (GO): DNA-binding transcription factor activity, RNA polymerase II-specific; RNA polymerase II cis-regulatory region sequence-specific DNA binding
Source: RefSeq, a predicted model, not a curated record